Ruditapes philippinarum (Manila clam) is the source of this 2893-nucleotide messenger RNA. RefSeq names its product WD repeat-containing protein 3-like. The transcript is spliced from 24 exons. Gene Ontology annotation, biological process: maturation of SSU-rRNA. NCBI's taxonomy places the organism in Eukaryota, Metazoa, Mollusca, Bivalvia, Venerida, Veneridae. Bases 178 to 2859 code for a protein of 893 amino acids. Gene Ontology annotation, molecular function: snoRNA binding; protein binding. The record is from RefSeq and is a predicted model, not a curated record. Gene Ontology annotation, cellular component: Pwp2p-containing subcomplex of 90S preribosome; small-subunit processome.
AUUUAGUUAACCUUUCCGCUUUUGAUAGUCAUUUCGCUAAUUAAAUUUUGUUUACACCGGAAACAUGUGAUUUUCGGGAUUUUCUUGCUGAUUUUCUUUUAAUUGUUUUUCAUCUAAACAUCAUUUCAAUCCUUUUAAUUACCAAAUUAUAUAUUCCGAAUAAGAUGAGAUAAUAUCAUGGGAUUAACAAAACAAUAUCUUCGCUAUGCCUCUGCUGAAGUAUUUGGGGUAAUAGCUGGAAAUAAGUCGAACAUUGUUUUCCUGAAUACUGCCGGGAGCCAGGGUAAAUACUGUGCAACAGGUGCUUGUGAAGAUGUCAUAGUGUGGGAUAUACGUACUGGAGAUAAGUUUUUCACAUUAAAAGGAGAGAGACAUGAGGUAACUAAAUUAGCAGGAUCGCCAGACAAACAGCAUCUAGCUGUAGGCUACAAUGACGGGAAAGUUUGUGUGUUUAAUUUACAGAAUGGGGAGAAAACAAUCACAUUCAGUGGGCAUAAAUCAGCUGUGACAGCUUUACAGUAUGAUCACCAGGGACUCAGACUUGUGUCUGGUGGAAAGGAUACUGAUGUAAUUGUUUGGGACAUCGUGAAUGAGUGUGGAUUAUACAGAAUGAAGGGGCAUAAAGGGGCAGUAACUCAGGCAUAUUUUCUCAAAGACAGAAAUAUUCUUAUUACCAGUUCUAAAGACACAUUUGUGAAGUUUUGGGAUCUAGAUACUCAACAUUGUUUUAAGACAUUGGUAGAGCACAGAAGUGAGGUGUAUGAUUUUGUUUUGUUGAGAAAUGAUACAAGAUUAGUGACAGGAUCUGCUGACAGUGAACUUAGAGUAUGGGAUAUCACAUACACUGACCAACUAAAUCUGAUAGAAUGUAAGAAAAUGGGAUCAGUAAUGAGGUCUGGUAGAGAUAGACUAAUCUCCAUGGCAACCGAUCUGCAGCAGACGACACUAAUAUGUCACGGAAAUGAUAGAAUGUUGGAAGUUUUUAAGCUGCCUGGUGAAAAUGAUUUAAAGAAAAGACUUUCAAAACGACUUAAAAAGGAAAAGAAAAAGGCUGGGGAAAGCAUUGAGGAGAGCGGUAUAAAUGUUGAGUUAAAGCUGGAGGAUGAGAUAAGUAAAGUGGCAGCAGUAAAAAUGGCGGCAAAAAUAGCAUCAGCUGAUAUCAUGCAUAGUUCUAACAGUACAGUAAAGGUGUUGACACUGUUUAACAACAAUACAUUUGGCUACUGUGCAAUAGAUAUCAAUGACCAGAAGAAUCCGGCAUCAGGUAUAGGUGUGUUAAGUCAACAUGGACACCAGAGUGACGUUAGAACUAUCAGCUUUAGUUCUGACAAUACGGCAUUGAUGACGGCAAGUGCCGAGUCUGUGAAAGUCUGGAACAGGGCUUCAUUACAGUGUAUUAGAACUAUGCCAUGUGAUUAUGCCUUAUGUUCCAUGUUUGCUCCUGGUGACAGGCAUAUAAUCCUUGGUACAAAGAGUGGGAAACUACAAAUAUUUGACAUUGGUAGUGGAUCAUUGCUGGAAGAAGUGGAUGCUCACGGAGGCUCACUCUGGUCUAUAUGUAUGACACCAGAUAAGAGAGGUAUAGUGUCUGGUGGGGGGGAUAAAAAAGUGUUUUUUUCUCUAUAUUUCAGUAAACAGUUAACAUUACAACAUGUGCGGACACUACAGAUGGAUGAAGAUGUACUGUGUGUAAAAUGUAGUCCCGAUCAGAGAUUGCUGGCAGUCUCCCUCCUUGAUAGCACUGUUAAAGUUUUCUUUAUGGAUACAUUAAAGUUUUUCCUGUCCCUCUAUGGUCAUAAAUUACCAGUGUUAUGUAUGGACAUCUCAGCUGACAGUACUCUGCUGGUGUCUGGCUCGGCUGACAGAAAUGUGAAAAUAUGGGGUCUAGACUUUGGUGACUGCCAUAAAUCUAUCUUUGCUCAUGAUGACAGUAUAAUGUGCCUACAGUUCAUUGCUAAAACUCAUAUGUUCUUCACUGGUGGUAAAGAUAGGAAAAUAAAACAGUGGGAUGCUGAUAAUUUUGAACAUAUAACUACUUUAGAGAGUCAUCAUGCAGAGGUUUGGUGUUUAAGUGUGAGCCCCAGUGGUAAUGUGCUAGCCAGUGGUUCACAUGACAAGUCCCUCAGACUCUGGCAGAAAACACAUGAACCGUUAAUUCUACAGGAGGAAAGAGAAAUGGAGCGUGAGAAGGAGUUUGAAGAUUCUGUUGGUCAGGGUGGUGAAGCAGUGGUUCCAGGGGAAACAAAUAAAGAGACAGGUCUAGCAGGGAAGAAGUCAGUAGAGACUGUAAAAGCUGCUGAGAAAAUAAUGGAAGCUAUAGAAUUAUACAAAGAGGAGAAAUAUAAAUGGUCUAUUUAUAGACUUGAGUGCCAGCAAUCAAGGACAAAGAAACAAGAACCAGAGCCCAACCCACUUAUGAUUGCAUUCAAUGUAAGCACACCAGAAAAAUAUGUUCUUAUGGUCAUCAAAAAGGUGAAGUCUAGUGAAUUAGAAGAAGCACUGCUAGUACUACCAUUCCAGUAUGUGAUAGGUUUACUGAAGUUGCUGGAGGAAUUUAUAACUAACAACUGGGAUAUAGAGCUCAUGUGUAGAUGUCUUUUCUUUUUACUUAGAGUACAUCAUGGUCAAAUAACAGCUUGUCAGGAGUUAUUACCAGUAGUAGAUAGAUUACGCAAGAUCACAAUAGAAAAACUUAACUCUCUUAGGGACUGUGUAGGAUUUAAUCUUACUGGGCUUCAAUUUCUACAGCGGGAUAUAGAACAUUCAGCUGAAACUGUGUUCUUCAUGGAUGCUACAGACAGAUUUAAAGAAAAGAAGAAGAAAAAGAAGAAAAAAGCCAUUUUGACUAUUAAAACUUGAGAGAAAUAAAACGUUUUAAUUGAAAAAAAAGUCA